AUGAGAUGGAAUGAUGAUCGCAGCUGCAGGUUUCCCACAAACAUUGGUUCGGUUUCGUUUGAAAUUACUUUACCACAUUAUUUUGAAUUACUAAGAGCACGUCUCCUACCUUUGAUAGUCAAGAUGGAAAUGAAGAAGGGAUGAAAAUACAGUGAAAAUAUUGGGCCAUUUUUCUGUCCCACCAACCUCAUGUCAUACCAAAACAAUAAACAAAAACACAGCCUCUUUAAUCUUGUUCGAUAUAGAGUACUGUCUCCACCCUAAUGUGAGUCGGAAAUCGAUAGUACAUCUAAAAUUAGUUCAGUAUUCAUUAAUUCUAGGAUCUCCCGUACCAUGUUCGAGUGAUAGCUGAUUUCUUACACAAGCCACUGUCGGAUGAAAGUAUCAGUCGUAUUGCAGAGCAAUGCACUUUCAAGGGAAUAAAGGAAAAUGAAAUCAGCUUGAGGAUAAGGGACGAACAAGAGAGUUCUCCGUUGUUACGGAAGGGAGUGGUGGGAGGUUGGAAAAGCUAUUUCACUCCAGAGCUGAAUGAGAGAUUUGAAAAGGAAGUGUUAGCAAAACUGAAGACUACCGGCCCGGGAUUAGGUUUUGAUUUUGAGGUAUAGGGGGCUAUAUACCAAUAGGCGAUUGUACGUACAUUAUGCUAGCAUUUUUUCUAGCAUUUUAGUCAGGCAAAAGCAUUAAGCAUUAUUUGAGCAUUUUUGCAUUUUCUUGGAAAAUUAUCAUUUUUUUCUUAGAGAAAAUAAUAUUUGAAAGCUCACUUUUGAAAAAAAAUUUAAAUUGACGACUUAAACGCGAAAUUGACGUUGAGAAUAAUAUGAAAUCAAGAGAAAAUACUAGUAAAUAUAUUCAUUCACUGUACAUUGCUGUCAAACCAUUUGUACAUUUUUGUCAGCCUUUAUAACUUAAAGGUUCUCAAAGCGUUUAGAAUUUCUAAGAAACCUCUCUUGUGGUGAGCACUAUCCCGGCAUUUUAAAGCUGUGUCAAUCGAGCUGAAACUGUGCAUGGUACCUUGCGUUUCCAGUAUUUAUCUCACCUAUUGUAUGGAAUAUGUGUGAAAAUCUUCAUUAUGAAUCGGUAUAUUUCAAAGAGCUACACAACCAGCAAGAAUACUAUUCAGUAUUGACCGACAAUAUACAGAACGGGGGCAGCUGUAGUGUCAACGAAAAACAGGAACAUUUUUUACACUAUAUUGUUCAUUUCGUUAAUCCAAGAAUGUUCAUGUUAACUUUUAACGUCAUCCUGGGGUACCAGGGCCUCCUAUUCCGAUAUACUCCUUGUGAUUUUUUUAAGUUUUUUUUUUUCUUUUUUUUUUCAAUACGACCGACCGACCAACAUCAGGAAACGCAUUCGACGCUAAACGAAAGAAAAAGAGGAUUUCUUACCUAGGGGUUUCUUGGGUGUGAUUUUCGUUUUUGGCGGACGCGUGCGAGGCCAAAUGAAAACCUUCGCCCCCUCCUCUUCAACCUCGGUUCAGGAGCACGCUUCUAGAAAGUCCCCGGUAUCUUUUCGGGUUCGAAAUCAAAUAUUCAAUUUAAAAUCUAAAGAAUAAAAGCGUGGGUUCUAGUUAACAAGACAACAAUAGGUUUCCGGGCCAGUUAAUUGUCGGGACUUUGAAGAAAGGGACUUCAGCUCUCGAUCGAGCGGCCGCACCUCUUACUUUAUGAACAACAAAAGGGAAAACCUAAAAAAACACCGUCAGCUAGGCAGGCUGUUGUUACGGACACCCGCCUUACAUGGAAACCGUGUUAAUUACGGUCAGUUUUCUGACAGUUUUCUUUGUCGCUAAGAAACCCGGGGGAAGUACUCCGGUCCUGGGAAUUCUUGGUGGGGCUGUGCCGCUCGGUUCUCCAAAUCCUGACCCUAUUGUCAACGGUCUCACUGUAACGUAUAUAUCUGGUUAAUUGUUCUCCUAAAACCGAUUUUUACACACUGUGCCGUAAGGUUCUUCGCCUUAUGGCUCACGCUCAGCAACCUGCCAUUCAGAGGCCGAGAGCUGACCAAGAUGCCAUGCUACUCAAGCAGUUGUCCGGCAAGUUGAGCCGCCACCGAUGGCAUACCGUAAAUCCUCUAUUAAGCCUGCUGGGGGGCUUAUUUUUUUCAAGCACUUUAGAGGGGGGCUUAAUAGAGAGCAGGGGCACCCAACGACAAUUUUCGGAAAAUAUCUGUUCGGAAGACGAUUUGAGACCAAGAAUUUUCGGAACAUUUGUUGUACAAUUUCUUGCUUGCCUGCCUCUCCAAGGAUUUUCGAACAUCUAAAAAAUGGUAUAAUUGCCUAUUUUUAACGGAUUUUUACCCUAAAAAGGUCCCCUAGAAUUUUCGGAAGCCUUUUUUCUGGCUGAAAUUUUCGAAAAGGUAAGUUUUGAUCCCCAUAAUUUUCGGAUCACUAGACUCUUAGCUAGGAAAUCCGAACAGAUGAAAAAUUGUUAGGGGAUAAAGAUAUGCCUUUAUCUACCGUUUAAAUACUAAAAUACGUUUAACAAUGCUAUGUUUAAGUGGUUUUGAACUAUAUUCUCGUUGGGUGCCCCUGGAACCUGCUCCAUUACCGGAGGAGAAUUCAAAUCCUCCACCCGAACAACUUUAUCUUGCCUUACUGUGUUCCGUGUUUGGAUUUUUCCCGUUUUGUUCGCUUGCAUCAUUAAGAUUCCAGUUUUUUAUUUAGUUUAUACGCGUUUGUUCUGGGUUUUGCCUUUUUCUUUCCCAGCUUCGUUUAUUAUGCCAUUACAGUUUGUUUUCUGACUUGUUGUUAGCACGCCUUGCUGGUUGUAUUCAUUUCGGCAUCUGAUAGUGCGUUAUUUUCACGUGCAUUUUGCACAUUGUAGCCUUUUUUUCCGCUUGCCCUUCGAUUUUCUGUCGGUUAUAGUUUAUUUUAUUAAUCUUGUCUCAUCGCCGUUUUACUCUCGGGUUUUUAUAUAAUUUUCUGGUUACCACUUGGUCCCGUUUUUUGCUUAUAAAGCUUUAAUUUUUCGCUGGUUAACAGAAAGUCCCACUCUCGAAUAAUUGUGUGGCAGAUUGUCAACAACGUUCAGUGGCAGAAGGUUUCGUAAAAUAAGCAUAGGUGUCGCAGCUCGUGAAGAAGGGAGAUCGCGUCCAAACUGCUUGAAUAACAUGCUAUGUGUCUUUCUAACGGCUAUGGCAUUCAUGCCAUCACUUGUUACCGAGUGCGCGGUUGUAAUAAGCGGAGAGGUGGAGGUUGUCAUUGAGGUAAGCUGCCCCCUUCCCGCCACAAGGAAGGUUGUGGUUGCCAUCUUCUAUCUUCGGCCAUCUCAAAGGGUAGGUUCAUAGUAUAUCGAAAAUAAAAUCCAGUAGCAUGUAUAAGGUUCGUGGUGUUAGAAGCACUAUGAUGAGCUUUGGUUUUCGUAUUUUUAUCACUGGUUUAAUAUGUAUAGGGACUACAUGGGUACAAGAAAUUGUUUGGCAAAUCUACUGCUAACUCAAAAGUUAGCUCAACUAUGUAGUGGUGGGAAUGUCAUUAUUUUCAUUCAGAAGCACUCUAUUGAGCCUCAGUUUAACGUCAUUUCAUUUUUAUUACCGGCUUAAUAUCUAGGGACCACAUGGGUACAAGAAAUUGUUUGGCAAAUUUGCAACAAAGGAGCAAUCAGCAGUGAGAAGCUAACCCAUCGAUCUCCAUUUCUGGAAGCUUCCGCCAGCAACACUGGCCAACCGCUCCUAGAAACACUUUCAAGUCCUCGCCUGAUUAAGUCCCACCUACCUUACAGUACCAUUCCGAGACGUGCAAAUAAAGAUGCUCAAUGUAAAUACAUUUACGUUGCUCGGAACCCAAAGGAUGUGGCAGUGUCACAUUUUCAUUUUGAGGAGAAAAUGAAAGAGUCUGGCAACGGUUACAACGGACCUUGGGAAUUUUACAGCAAGUUGUUUAUUGAGGGAAAUGGUAAGACCUUUGUCUUAAAAUAAUAAAUUUUACAAGCGUCAGUAAGUAUUGCCGGAUUUCUUGACACAAAAAUGAAGAAUUCACGUCCCUAAACCGAAGCCAGACGGUAAGAUUUGCAUAUGCCGAAUAUUUAAUUGCCCCAAAGGAAAAUACUAUAAUUAAAAAUAAUUCAGUUCUAAAAUAAAUUCUCUUUUACUAGUAAUAACACUAGGUACUCAAAGGAGUGCAUGUGAUUACAGCUGCCGUAAUUGCAGACCAAUAGGCCAUUUGCUUAAUGACGUCAUUUAACCACUACGACCAGAAUCCUUCAGGGUCUCGCUUUCUUCAUGUGCAAAUUAGGGCUUUUGUUGUUCAAACCUAGCUGGGAUUAACAAUGUUUUAAACACAUGAAAGAAAAAACGAAAAUAAUUCUGGUGGUAGUAGUAAAAUGACGCCAUCGUGCAAAUGGCCCUUUUACCUUGAGGAAACAGCUGACAUUUCACGAAGUCACUGCUGGUUUCUCAGAUCCAAAAUCUGGGUAGUGCUUCUGAUUGGUCGUGCCACAAAUGAAAUUUGCUUCCACCAAUCAGAAACACUACUCAGAUCUGGAUAGUGUCUAAAUCAUUUCAUCAAUACGGAAUUUUUUACAGUCGUUCCUCAGACAACAUUUCGCGGGAAAACCAAUGAUUACGUCGCGAAAUGUCAACUAAAAGUGAGUCAUUUGGGUAUUUUGAUUAAAGAAAGAGAAAACUCUUAGUCGGAGUCAGUUCUACUUAUACCUAUCUCUAGUUUGCUUAUUGUAGAAAUUCUUGAAGAACGAGUAAAGUCCUGAGCAGUUAUAGGGAGCUUAAGCAAUCACGACAACGACGACGUCAAAAAACAAUCGGUUUCAUGAGCAAAACAACAGGUCUGCACGACCAUCAUGCUUUUUAGUACAUUUUUCGGACGUUCACUGUACGACUACGACGUAAUAGAGGACGUGAACAUUACGCAACCAAUUUUUCUUUCUACUUUUUAAAGCUGAAUAGAGUCCUAAGUAUUCAAUUCCAGGAAAGAUCGCCUACAUUUGACAAAUUGAGCGGGUCCAAAUAGACGUGAUACAUUUUGUAAGGAUGCAUUUUUUUUCGGCGACGUUUUCACUCCCUCCGCCGUAGUCGUUGAUAGGGAGUUUAAGAAGCGACGUUUUUGAGCAUCGCACGUCAACCGGAAGUGGAAUUUUUGCACUCUUGAGACGUGAUUUUGAAUAAAUUUUUGGGCAGAUCGGCUCAAUAAGAGCCAAGACACUUAUCAAUACAAAUUUAGCAUCGUCAGGGCAUAUUAAAAGAGAAAAAGGCUCACUUCCGGCUGACGCGCACCUGCGUCGCUUAAAGCGUUGCUGCUUAGCACUCGGACGUACGUGCAAACUCAAAACCCCACCGUGGUGCAAUGAGGGUGGUUGGAACCCCUUCCAAGCGUUUGCGUUAAGUUUCAAAGCUUUGAAAAUGUUUUACACGUAAUAGAUAGCCUGUUAUGUCGUCUACAAGAUUAUGCUAAUAUCCAAAUGAGGCUGGUGACAACAUCCAACAUGGCGGACGUUUUCAGAUUUAUUCAUUUUUGCCAUUAUAUUUGACACUUUUACCCGAAGAGUUUUACUCGGUAAAUACACUUUUUAAGAGCUUUGCAUAAAAAGAUGCUUUAAUACAUUAUUACCAGCUAUGCUUUUUUAAAAUUGUGCAAGUUUAUUUUUUGCAUAAUUCGUCAUCAUGACCAUAAUUUUCACCUAUCUUCCGAAAAAAAAAAAAACAGCUAGCAUAUUUUGCACUUGUUGCUUAUUUUACAGCACCAAAUUCUCAUUUACUGGUCAUGCAACCAUUUGUUUUUGGCCCGAGAUCAUUGUGACGGGCAAACUGAUGUAACAAGGUCAAUUUUUCUGUCUGCUUAUAUUAGCCUUGGUCCCACUGGAAGUGCAUGACCAACUGUCCUAAAUCUCAACAGGAUUUAUUUAAGAACAAACAAACUUGAUGUAUAAAGUCAGCCAUUUGGCAAGAACACAUGGUAAAGCCAAAAGACAUACUGCGCAUGUCCCUAGUGUUACUUAGCAACCAUGAAAUAUUACUGCGCAAUAUCAAGACACAACACAUGCGCAUAACUAACACGCCUACCCAAAGUGGCGUCUGCGUGCAGGUUGUCAAUUGUUUGUGUUUCUGUAGUUGUCAGACAAUGAAUUAUCCUUUCUUAAGUUUCUAGAAGUAAAUUUUUAGGGUAAAUGUGUUUGCCAUGUUUGUUGAAUAGUUAUUAAGGUAUUUACCUAAUUUAAAAUUUAGAGUAACUGAAGAUCGUAGAUUUUUUUCCCAACCAGUUUUAAAGAUUGAUCCCUAAAACUCGUCGACGACACGAAUACAGAGUGUACGAAUCUUUUGCUCUUGUUUUCAGACUCUCAACGCUAAUCGCUUUCCCAGGAGCUUCCCUGGGGUUAGGGCAAGGAUUAUGGUUAGGCAUGAGGUUAAGGUUACAUAUAAGAUCGAAGAGUUUUAAUUUAUCCUUACCAGUUUUAAAGAAUACGACCCUAGAAGUCUUUGACGACACGCUUUGGUUCGCACUUUUAACGAUAGUCGUUCUCCUAAGAGCUUACCCUAACCCUUACUCUAGGCCUAACGCUCGAGCUAGGGUUAGGGUAAGCUCCUGGGAAAACUACUUCUGGGUGAGAAUAUUGCUCCGAAAACUUGCAAUAUUUCAUUUUCAUACGUGCAAAAUUUUGCAUCACACCUUACUUGGUAUUUACUAUCUCGUAUAUCUAUCAGCCGAUUUUCACCAAAUUCACAGCAAAUAAUCUCAAAGAUAAACGAAAAGCUACUGGAAUGGACAAGUAAACCUUCAACCUAAAAUCUAAUUGAUAAAUUCGAGUAGUAGAGGGUAGCAUUCACACCGCUUCUCUCUUAUUUGUCCAAGGGCGGCGGUAGUACUACUUAUACAUGUAUUUAAAUGAAAAUGAUGUAAAACUAAACUUGAACUUUACGUAAAUUAACUUUCUGUCCUCACCUUUUAUUCUGUGCAGUUUGUUUUGGUCAUUGGAAUGAUCAUGUUCUUAAUUGGUGGAAACAUAAGGAUGAUCCUAAUGUCCUGUUUCUCAAAUAUGAAGAUUUACACAAGGUAAUGCUGCAGUUUAAUUAACAUGUAUGUCUCUAAGUUUCCUUCGAUGAUCAUUUUAUUAAUUCUCAUAAACUUUUUUGAUGAUGUAUUGAUGCUGGUACGAGGAAAAAGAUGUUGUUUAGGCGAUUUUCCUUGACUUGCACGUUAAACUUGUUCAUGCAAAUGGCAAAAUUUGAGAAUUAUUUUCUUUGACACUGGGAUGAGAAGACAUAAAAACAUGUUAAGUUUUCCCAUGUAUAUGAAAGAUCAAGUUUUCCUUGUCAACUCAAAAUUAAUGGUGAUGAUGCGGUGAAUGCAGCCGCUCUUUUUAUAUCCAUCAUUUCCCGUUUAUUUGUCCAGGCGACGUUCUUCUGCUCCUUCUUUCAGUAAAAUUAGUCGUAUCGAGUUAAACCCCCAAAACACAUUGCAUCUAACUCUACAUCUACAUAUAUGAAUUACAAUAUCCGUAUGGGAACAUGUCGCAAGUUUUCGAAAAAUGAAUAAAUAAGUAAUCAAAAACAGAGAGUUAAAAGCCAGCGGAGGCAGCCAGAUUAAGUGAAAAACAGCAUUUGCAGCAAGCUCAAAAUUGUCAAUCGAAUCAAUGUUUUAAAAUAUUAGGAGGCGGAGACAGAGUUUAAUUGUUCUUGGCCAAAAUCUGAACUUGUAAGCAUCACAUGGAGCCCGGUUUAAUUGGACAGGUAUGAAUUUAAGCGGAUGGGAUUGAAAUUUCGAAUUGGCGAACUGGACUCGUGUUGGACAGGAGACGGAAUGGUGAUCGCAGCUGCAGAUAUUCCGAAAACAAUGGUUCGGUAUAGUUUAAAAUUAAUUUACUACUUUGUUUUGAUUUACAAAGAGCACGUCUCCUACCUUUGAUAGCCAAGUUAGUAAUGAAAGGGGAGUUGAAAAUAUUGGGCUGUCCAACCCAUGCCCUGCCAAAACAAUAAAAAAAACACAGCCUCUUUAAUCUUUUUCGAUGUAGUGUACUGUCUCCGCCAUAAUGACUGUGAGGAAAGCGAUGGUAUAUCUAUAUAUAGCUAGUACAGUAUUCAUUCCUUCCAGGAUCUCCCGUACCAUGUUCGAGUGAUAGCUGAUUUCCUACACAAGCCAUUGUCGGAUGAACUUAUCAGUCGUAUUGCAGCGCAGUGCACUUUCCAGGGAAUGAAGGCAAAUGAAAUCAGUUACAAGAUAAGGGACGAACAAGAGAGUUCGCCGUGGCUACGAAAGGGUGUGGUCGGAGGUUGGAAGAACUACUUCACUACAGAGCUAAAUAAGAGAUUUCAAAAAGAAGUGUUGGCAAAACUGGAAGGAUCUGGAUUAGAGUUUGAUUUUGAGAUAUAGGGGGUAAUUAUUUACUGAAACUCUCGUAUAUUUAAGUGGCGCUUAUUAAAACAUCUCUAUGCGCUUUUACAAUUCUAAAAGCUAAGUUACAAAGAUAGAACUGAAGUAUUUAGAGUCUAAUUACGUUCCGUUCAUGAUUAUUAGUUCUCAUCUGGACACUUAUGAAGAUAACAUUAAAAGUUCCACAAAUGAAGCGCUAAUAAAACCUUAAGGUUACACGAAAAGUCCCUUUAUGGUUGCCUGCGGACGUUUUGCUCCUGUGAAAAGAGGUCCAUGACAAGAAAGCGGCUAUGCAGAACGCUCUGUUUCCGCAUGUUUUAGUAUUUGAUUUACUGGAAUUUGCGGUAGUGUUGAUUUCAAUUGCUGAAGGUGACGCGUUAAUAUGGCGCGACUGACAGGGAAAACGGCUUGAGAUUGACGUUGACGCUUAUGCACUAUGUCAAAUUUCCAUUUUCCUUGGAGGUUCGAGAAAUUGGCAUUCCACUGUACAACGACAACAAAAAGAAUGACCCGUAGAUAGCAAUGGCUAAUCCUCUUGGCGGAAUUAUCUGCUAUAUCAAUAGGCCUUUGAACAUUGUGUGAGCAUUUUUUUUUCGAGCAUUUUAGUCAGGCAAAAGCAUUAACCAUUAUUUGAGCAUUUUUGCAUUUUCUCGGAAAAUUAUCAGUUUUUUGUUUAGCGAAAAUAAAAUUGGAAACCUCAGUUUUAAAAAAAAGAAAAUGACGACCCAAUUAUAAACUCCAAAUUGACGUUGAGGAUCAUAUUAAAUCAAAAGAAAAUAGUUAAAUAUAUUCAUUCACAAUCCAUUGCUGUCAUACUAUUUGCACAUUUUUGUCAGCCUUUAUAGAUUAAACGCUCUUAAAGCGUUUAGAAUUUAUAAGAAACCUCUCCAGUGGUGAUCAUUAUCUCAGCAUUUUAAUGAAAAAUUUUGGGGGGCGACCGUCUGUCAGCAUUAAUUUUAUUGGGGAAAAAGGAGCAUUAUCUACGAAAACCCACCAAACUGUAACUUACAAUAUAACCUAAGAAAAAACUCCUCAGAAACAACCCUGGACGAAAAUAAUUCAAAUUUCAAAAAACGCUUGAUGGAAAGAGGCUACCCACAAAAUUUGAUAGAAAACCUACUACCAGAAAUAAAAUUCACAGAAAGAGAGUCUAAACUCCUAAAACAAAACAGCAUGGAGGAAAAAGAAAUAUUGCCAUUCGUGACACAAUACCAACCCUCUGUGUCUACUAGAAAGAAUGGAAUCUUAUACAAUUCGCUUUUAAAAGAACCACCUAUCAUUUCCUCAUGAGGACCCGCAAGACUUAGAGAUCUGCGAAGUCGGUCAUCUGAAAUGACCGAUUGCGCAAUGUAAAACAAAAGACGUGUUGACAACUCAUAGAAUACGAUCCUCUCUAAAUCAUCACGACUGAAUGUUUCAUUUUAUUUACAAGUCAUCGUUUGACAGCUUAACAAAAUUAAUUAGAAAUUUGAUUCAUUGCAUUCAAUGGAAACACAGAAAAAAACUCGUGGGACCUUUCAAAGCAAACCGCGACAAACGGCGAGUAAAACGCGUGAAAAAUUUUGCGUGUGAGCUGCAAAUGCCGAGUUAAAAUCUAUUUUUCUUGUGAGUGAAAUAUUUGGCUAAAAGCGAGGAAAACUAAAUGCACGCCGUAACAAUUAUUCCGAAACCAAAUCUUACAUAGAAUUCUUUAGUCAGUUUGCGAAGGUUAACGCAAAAUGUUUUAGUACAAUAUUUAUUUUGCCAACGGAAGGCCUCGUUGCUUGAACGACUAUAAACUGCGAGCAGUCUAUUACUUUCCUUUACAAAGCCGCGAACUGCUAAAUACGGGCGUCUCGACCUUCACUGACUUCACUGAAAAGCUUUGGCCGAAAACGGAAAGCGCGGGCAUGGAAAGUCUCUGGCACCCAGGGUAAAUUCUCUAUUCUAAAGUUGUUGUUUACAAUCUCGCUAGCUGGAAUAAGAACUAAACAGAUUUUAAGAGAAAAGGCGGGAUGCAAACAGUCCAGAAAGACUUUCUUAAAUGUUUGAAAUAAACACGACUUAAAAACUCGUAAUGUUGUGAGACGUGACCUUUUUUUUUAGUCACUAAAACAUGGAACGACCUAAAACCACCUACAACCACCUACAACCACCUCAAAAAAUUCAACAACCACCUACAACCAUCUACAACCACCUCAAAAAAAUCUACAACCACUCGCAAACAAUCUAAAACCAUCUAAAACGAGGUAUAAAUGUCUCAAAUAAGGCGAGACGACAACAUGUUACGUACAUGAAAUACGAGAAUCGAACAAAACAUCCACCUCCCCCCAAAAUCUUACUCUCCCUGGUCCCUUGUAUCAUCAACCUUUGGCUUAAGUCACGAAAUGAAAUGCGAGAGAUCGAGUGAGUAUCACUAUGGCUAAAAAAACAGUCACAUUAGGUAUUAUAUAACGUCGUGGCUUUCAAUCGGGCUGGCGGAGAUAAGAACUAGACGGAUUUUAAGGGAAAAGGCGGAAUGCAAGCCGUCUAGAAAAAGUAUGAAUAAGAAUGGUCUGCAUUAGAAAUAUUUUGAAGGAACUGUACGUACCUUCGGGAUCCUCCUUUCGCAAGAACGCCAUCGUGUUGUACGAAUGGUGACACGUAUGCAAUGGUGACUCAUGAUCACGUUUUGCUCCUGCUGAGAUUCUAAAUGAAAUCUUCCAGACAUAUUCCAGAUUUGAAUUCGCACCAUAUGUAAUCACUGGUACUGUGACAUUUGAAACAUGAUUUUAAAACAAUUAAAAAUCACAAACCAUCAGUUGUUGCUUAAAUUAUAAUCAAAUUGUCGAUGAGUUUCACAAGAGAGAGGAAACAAAAUCAAACUUAUAUUCCAGCCCUCCCAACAUAAGAGGACAGUGCGGUGGAAGUUUUGUGUUAAGCUUAAUGGUUGAUGAUACAAGGGAACAGGGGACCAGGGAGAGUAAGAUUUUAGGGGGAGGUGGAUGUUUUGUUCGAUUCUCGUAUUUCAUGUACGUGACAUGUUGUCGUCUCGCCUUAUUUGAGACAUUUAUACCUUGUUUUAGACGGUUUUAGAUUGUUUCUGAGUGGUUGUAGAUUUUUUUGAGGUGGUUGUAGAUGGUUGUUGGUGGUUGUUGAAUUUUUUGAGGUGGUUGUAGGUGGUUGUAGAUGGUUGUAGGUGGUUUUAGGUGGUUUUAGGUCGUUCCAUGUUUUAGUAACUACGCUUAGAGUUUGCUUGAACAACAGGGGUUUUCCUUCUUUCCCUCGUCGCGCGUUGGUCACCAUGCCGCACAUGGAGCGUUCUAAAAUUGUAUUUUUUCCGCCGCACUGAGACUUACAUUUAGCGGUCAUGAAAAUGGUCUAUGCAAAAAAAGGCGGCCUGCAAGCAGUCUAGAAAAACUCUCUUAAUUGUUUGAAAUAAACACGACUUAUAAACUAGUAAUAAUGUGAGACGUGACCUUAGAGGUCCUUAGAGUUUGCUUGAACAACAGGGGUUUUCUUUGUCGCGCGUUAGUCACUAUGCCGCGCGUGGAGCGUUCUAAACUUUUACUGAGCGAAUCUUAUUUUUUCCGCGACAUACAUUUCGAGGUGAAGAAGAUGGUCCAUGUAUAUUGGGUAAUUAUUUUCUAAAAAUAAAGAUUUUAGUUUUUUAGCAUAGAGUUCAUGCCAUUAUCAAUAACAACCCUUCAUGAUCCAGUGUAACUGGAAACAACAAUAUUUUCUAAAUGACCGAUUGUCAGUAAGAGAAGUAUCAUGCCAAAAACCCAUUCCCAAAACCUACUCACUUAAGAUGACGAUUAGAUAAGUUUAAAGGUGAAUUAAAAAUGUGAUGAAUUUCUAACUCACAGAAACACGGGCGACACACUUAGUGUUCUGUUGCAUUUCACAAUUUGCACUUAGGAGUCGCAGAUCAUCAUGGCAUUAUCAAAAACCUACUUACUCAAGAUGACUAUUAGAUAAGUUUGCAGGUGAAUUAAUAAUGCCAUGAAUUUCAAACUCACAGAAGCACGGGCGACACACCUAGUGUUCUGUGGCAUUUCACAAUUUGCACUUAGGAGUCGCAGAACAUCAUGGCAUUAUUGAAAACCUACUCACUCAAGAUGACUAUUAGAUAAGUUUGCAGGUGAAUUAAUAAUGCCAUGAAUUUCAAACUCACAGAAACAAGGGCGACACACCUAGUGUUCUGUGGCAUUUCACAAUUUGCACUUAGGAGUCGCAGAGCAUCAUGGCAUUAUUAAAAACCUACUCACUCAAGAUGACUAUUAGAGAAGUUUGCAGGUGGAUUAAUAAUGCCAUGAACUUCUAACUCACAGAAACACGGGCGACACACCUAGUGUUCUGUUGCAUUUCACAAUUUGCACUUAGGAGUCGCAGAACAUCAUGGCAUUAUCAAAAACCUACUCACUCAAGAUGACUAUUAGAUAGGUUUGCAGGUGAAUUAAUAAUGCCAUGAAUUUCUAACUCACAGAAGCACGGGCGACACACCUAGUGUUCUGUUGCAUUUCACAAUUUGCACUUAGGAGUCGCAGAUUAUCAUGGCAUUAUCAAAAACCUACUUACUCAAGAUGACUAUUAGAUAAGUUUGCAGGUGAAUUAAUAAUGCCAUGAAUUUCUAACUCACAGAAGCACGGGCGACACACCUAGUGUUCUGUUGCAUUUCACAAUUUGCACUUAGGAGUUGCAGAUCAUCAUGGCAUUAUCAAAAACCUACUCACUCAAGAUGACUAUUAGAUAAGUUUGCAGGUGAAUUAAUAAUGCCAUGAAUUUCUAACUCACAGAAGCACGGGCGACACACCUAGUGUUCUGUUGCAUUUCACAAUUUGCACUUAGGAGUUGCAGAUCAUCAUGGCAUUAUCAAAAACCUACUCACUCAAGAUGACUAUUAGAUAAGUUUGCAGGUGAAUUAAUAAUGCCAUGAAUUCCUAACUCACAGAAACACGGGCGACACACCUAGUGUUCUGUUGCAUUUCACAAUUUGCACUUAGGAGUCGCAGAUCAUCAUGGCAUUAUCAAAAACCUACUUACUCAAGAUGACUAUUAGAUAAGUUUGCAGGUGAAUUAAUAAUGCCAUGAAUUUCUAACUCACAGAAACACGGGCGACACACCUAGUGUUCUGUUGCAUUUCACGAUUUGCACUUAGGAGUCGCAGAUCAUCAUGGCAUUAUCAAAAACCUACUUACUCAAGAUGACUAUUAGAUAAGUUUGCAGGUGAAUUAAUAAUGCCAUGAAUUUCUAACUCACAGAAACACGGGCGACACACCUAGUGUUCUGUUGCAUUUCACAAUUUGCACUUAGGAGUCGCAGAUUAUCAUGGCAUUAUCAAAAACCUACUCACUCAAGAUGACUAUUAGAUAAGUUUGCAGGUGAAUUAAUAAUGCCAUGAAUUUCUAACUCACAGAAGCACGGGCGACACACCUAGUGUUCUGUUGCAUUUCACAAUUUGCACUUAGGAGUCGCAGAUCAUCAUGGCAUUAUCAAAAACCUACUUACUCAAGAUGACUAUUAGAUAAGUUUGCAGGUGAAUUAAUAAUGCCAUGAAUUUCUAACUCACAGAAACACGGGCGACACACCUAGUGUUCUGUUGCAUUUCACAAUUUGCACUUAGGAGUCGCAGAACAUCAUGGCAUUAUCAAAAACCUACUCACUCAAGAUGACUAUUAGAUAAGUUUGCAGGUGAAUUAAUAAUGCCAUGAAUUUCUAACUCACAGAAACACGGGCGACACACCUAGUGUUCUGUUGCAUUUCACAAUUUGCACUUAGGAGUCGCAGAACAUCAUGGCAGUAUCAAACACCCACUCUUGAAUACAUAAAGAUAGAUGAAAAAGUAGAAUUUCUUCUUAAAGUUAAAUGUCGCCCUUUAAACAAACAUAAUUGUAGUGUUUUCUGUCAAAAAAAAUUCACUUUUCUUUAAGACCUCUGUAUGCCUAAUCACAUUUGCAAAACAGUUUCUGAGAUCAGCCUUUAUGAAAAAAAAAACAUUAUUAGCCAUUGAAAAGUGACAGGAAUUAAAGUGAAAGGAGAAAAAAUUGAAUUUAAAUAAGGGAGAAACAAUGGGCUUCAAAAAUUAUGUCCCACAAUAAUUACAAGAAAAUGAUAUUUCAACAAACAAUAAACUGGUUAACUGACCUCAUUUCUCACAAUUUGCUUUGCAAGUUGGUAUACCGACUUUGUUAUUUAAUAAAAGCGAGUCAUACCCAUUGUUACUUGGUCGUUUCCUGAGUGAAGGAUGUGUACAGAGAUUUUGGAUUGGCGGGCUAUUCUGGGGAAUUGGCGGACUAUUCGAUUUUGGCGCCAAUGGACAGAACCCUUGAAUCAAAAUGAACUGAUCCAGUCGACCACCUCUUGAAAUCCGCUUCUAGAAACAGGAUUUAGCUAAAGGACUUGUGGCGAAUGAUAUCGAGCGACAGCGGACCAAACAGCCCCCUCGAUCGACGGCACGGAGAACCAACUCAUACAAGCAAGAAUGCCAUCUUGUCAGAUUGCUUAAAUUCCUCGCUAAAACUCUUGACUGAAUCGGAGGAGCCGAACAUGCAUAGCUUUCCAUUACAUAGGCUGGAAUUCAAAGCAAUGAUACCAAGUCUUUUCGGUAUCCAGCGAAGGAGAAAAAAACCCGGCGCAAUAUAAUAGACGACGAUCGUCACACAUGUACACCGCCAUCACUCGUGGCUCUCACUCUCAGGAAUCUUCUGACAAAGCAGCGUGGCAGAUCUAGCGCGAUAUACCAAAAGCAUACCAUAUAAAGUAAAAUCCAAUUAAUUCCAUUGUAGGAUGGGUUAUACUUUUACUUGCACAAUCCUUUUUUCCACUUGCUGAUUUGUUUCUUUGUUUUGACAUUACGACACAUAAAUAAAAACUGCAGGCAACCGCAUGCCUAAAAAGCGGCUCAAUAAUUACACUGGACUCCGUGUCUUCGCUACAGAUCGGCUAUCGUGAGAUAGCACCGGCCAGUCGCAAUAGGCAAAAUCUCGUUUAGCCUUGAAGCAUUUCAGUUUGAAAGGGAAAAUAUAUUUUUGAAAAGACAAUUCGUUCUUCCGCUUUAUUUCCUGAUCAUUGCUGUCCGCGCGUCCUGGCGCGUGGAUUCCUCGUGUUGAAAUCUGGCAAAAAAAUAUCUAGAACGCAACUUGAAGGUUUUGCAAGGCAUACACUUUACUAUAAGCAAAAUUGUUUUAAUUUUGCUUUAUUUUAAUUUUUAUAAUGGAUAGCGUUGCAUUUUCAUCUGGUUUUUACUAUCUUGAACACGUUCUGAGCUUUCAAAAGGAUUACUACUGUAGUGGCAUAUGACAGGGUUGACACCUUAUCGGAUUACGUUUUUUGGCCAGAAAUUAAUGUACUAAUUAAAUUCCCACAGCAGGAAAUUCUCUUGUCACCUUUUGAAAACAAAGCGUCCGUAGCAACUAAGAAAUCAUGCUGAUUGCAAAAAAAAAGUCGCUUGCGGAUCCUCAUAAAAAGAAAGGAAAAUCAUUAAAGGACAUGCUUUUUAGAGCCAAAAAAAAGGUUAACAAAGGGUUUCACGCUGGUAUAGACGUGCGGCCCGUCACCCCUUGCAUUUUGUCACACAACAGGUUUGAGAGUACUUUAGCAAUAAUUCUAGCUGGCUGUGUUUUGUAUAACAAGUGUAGUCAACUGCCUCGUCAGUAUCUAUGUAUUAAAUAAAAUAGGGUGACCCACCCUCUCUCUGCUCCGGCCCACCCGCCACUAUACUUUUUGACCAGUCCCUGACCGAAAGGAAAAAUAACAACCCUCCUUCUUGAUUAGGAAUAUACAUUAAGAUUUCAGACUUGACCAAAGACUUUCGUUUCCGGUUUCUGCUGGCUAGGUGGUCAGCGGCGACUUACAUCGCUCGCUUUCCCUAGCUCGCGAGCGUCCCUCGCGACGUCGCCGCUCACGUAACCUGCCAUCAGGCGGUCCUAAUCUUCCCUGACUUUUCUCCUUUCCCCGAAAGAAGAAAAAACGCCUGAUCGCAGGUUUUAAUAUAACUGAACCAGAGAGAAUUUCCCGCCUGGAAUGUGACCUAAGUAAUUCUUGGUCGACGUGAGAAAUGCCUGCUAGCCCUGCUAGGAUUGCAGUUGACACUGAUGUUGAGCUACCAAAAAGACAGCAGCAUCAAAAACAGAAAUAUAACAGGCAAACAAAAAAGAAACCUGAUAGCAAUGAAAACAAACAACAACAACAAACACGUCUUGAAGACGGUAAACCGAUAUCAGUAAGCGACUGAAUCAGUCAAAGGCUACUCAAAAGGAUACUUAACAUCUAAACUACUGCAGCAUUUAAAGCGAAAUUUCUUUUAUGACGACCGGAGCCAUAGAAUACCGUUCUUUCCUCUUUAUUGCAUGUGGUGUUACACGUCACGCAUUAUCGCGUGACUAAUCUUUGUUUCGCCCCUGGUUUCGCGAUGCACUGCACGCAAUAAUUUAUCAUGGCAAGUCCGUCUGUAAUUCAAACAAGAGAAGGAGAAUGGACGUCAGAAAAAUACUGGAAUGUUUUGGGCGUAAAUAUUCCUGACUUUUUCACCAACGAUCCAGCAUUGCUAGCUGACUACAUUGCCUAUUUCGACACGCGAGCGGACGAUGUUUUUGUGGUUUCGUAUCCUAAGUCAGGUUCGUUUAUCAUAAUUUUAUAUACUGAUAAUUUAAGAGUUUCUGCCACGACAGUUCGCGUUGAGUUCAAAUGUCCCUUUCUGGAGGUCGACCUAGUCUUAAUGACUAACGAACGACCCGGUCAUCAAACUCUAAGGGUGCACAGAAGCGAAAUUUAUAAUCCUGGGGAGGUUUGACUUUGAUUUCAUUUGCAUUUAUAGCACGAGUCUCCCUUGUUUAUUCAUUGUAGAAUCACCAUAAAAUGCAUUAAAUGCAGAUAAUAUAAUGUAUAGGACGUAAAUGCUAGCCACGACUCGACACGACCAUUGGUCAGUUCGCCCUUUGGGCAAAUUUUGAGCAUGGAAUCCUGAGUCCUGGAUCAUGGACAUGGGAAUUGGGAAUACACCUCAAGGAAUCGAGAAUUCAAGCUCCACCAAGCCAUAAAUGGCUCAUAGUUCCACUGACAAAGACUGAAAUGCAGUACCUGGAAUCCGGACUCCACGACGUGGAAUCCAGAAUCCAAGACUGUCUUGGAUUCCUUUCCAUGGGGCGAAUUUGAAGUUUUUUUAUAAAAUAGUGCUUAACUGACCACCACAGAAGAUACCAUAACAUACGAUAAUAUGCUCUUUCUUUGUCAACGCGAAGUUUUGCAUAAGCAUUGUCUUCAGUUUCUCUUGGGGCCAUUUAAGCUCCCAAGAGAAACUGAAAAAAAUGCUUUUGCAAAAUUUUGGGGUAACAAAAAAGAGCAUUAUGGUUUUUUAUAGUAUUUUCUGAAGUGUUCAAUUAGAACAUAGUUACUCUUAUAUAUUUCAGGGUCACAUUAAACAGGAUUCUAUACCAGGUUUGCAAGUCUUUUUCCUUAGAAAUAAGGAGGAAGCCUACCAAUAGUUAUAUAAAGUGUUCCAUCGCUCGAUCUCGACAAACCUAUUUUAAAGGACUAAAUGGAAAGAGGGAGGAAAGGUUUCCACGCUGGGAACGAGGUUGACCUCGUAGCUCUUCUAAUUUCCAUCAUGUUUACUUUUAUCAUUCAUUAUCUAGGGACAACUUGGGUGCAAGAAAUUGUUUGGCAAAUCUACAACGAGGGAGCAAUCAGCAGCGAAAAGCAAAUAUAUCGAUUCCCAUUUCUAGAGGAUACCGCCUGUAAUAUGAGCGAACACAUGCAAACUGAUUUCAAAGCACUGCCAAGUCCUCGCCUGAUUAAGUCCCACCUAACCUACAGCACUACUCCAAGAAGUGCAAAUAAAGAUGAUCAGUGUAAAUACAUUUACGUUGCUCGCAACCCAAAAGAUGUGGCAGUGUCAUAUUUUCAUUUCACGGAGCACUGGAAGAAGGAAGGCAACGGUUACAAUGGACCAUGGGAAUUUUUCAGCAAGUUAUUCAUAGAGGGAAAUGGUAGGUCUUUGUAUUUCCCAGGCAAAUAAGGAUUGUUUUGACCAGCAGGUUUUGAGUGCAUUUAUUUGAAACGGAACCCAGACACGUUAAAAGGGGCAGCUCAGUCCGUUUUGUUUGGUAUAAAAAACCAAACUAAAGUAAUAACGUUAGUUGGGUCGACACUUGCCACUCGCUUCAAGAAGUGAUAAACUCCUGCCCUCCAAGUGGCUACGUUAAACACCUCUCAGAACAGAGAAUUAGAACCAAAGUCAAACUCUGUCCCCGUUUAGUGUCGACGCCGGGUUAUUUUGGGGGAGGGGGGGAACGGGGGGGUAGGUGGAAGCUGGAGUGGAAUCGACGUUUUCGUUGCACUAGCGAGGGGGGGAGGGGUUGCUGAUCUUUCCUAAUUAGGCAUAGAAGUUGACUGCAUGGUGUAAAUAAUGGGUUACAAGUCCUUGAUAUUUGUCCCAACCGAAAAGUCUACCAGAUAACUGAUUAAGAUAUAAGAUAGCUUAUGAAGUGAUAUUCCAUAAAAAAGUGUCAACCUUUUUUUAUCUUUUUUGUUGUGUGCAGUUGGUUGGAACUUUUGGAAUGAUCACGUUCUUGGAUGGUGGAAACAAAAAGAUGAUCCCAAUGUCUUGUUUCUCAAGUAUGAAGAUUUACACAAGGUAAUUUUGCAAUUUCGGGUUAUAAAUAAUCUAUGGCUUGUUCAAGGUGCCAGCAUAAACUUCUUCGUACAGAUGUCAGAUAUUUUUCUUUGUUUCAUGCCGGUGACAUAUGUACUGUUGCACCUUCCUCACUUUUUAAGAAAGCUUUGGACGAUCCAGUUUUCCUAUCGCAAAAAUGCAUAGAUCUUGAAAUGAUAUUUGAGUCUAAAGGUGAGCUGAGUGAAUUAUAUAUGUCGGUCAAUUAUGGAUUGAACGGUAAGCUAAAACAGUACAAUUUACACUCGUCCUAGGAUCUACCGUCCAAUGUACGAAGGAUUGCAAAUUUUCUGAACAAGACGCUGUCAGAUGAACUCAUAAAUCGUAUUGCAGAGCAGUGUUCUUUCAAGGGGAUGAAGAAAAAUGAGAUCAGUUACAAGUCUGAAAGCGAAGAAAAGACUUCGCCCUAUCUACGAAAGGGCGUGGUCGGAGGCUGGAAGAGUUACUUCACUCCAGAGUUAAAUGAGAGAUUUGAAAAGGAAGUGUUGGAAAAAAUAAAAGGAACUGGAUUAGAGUUUGAUUUUCAGGCAUAUUAAGAAAGGCAAUUCUCCAGUAACAGGAACAAUAAAAUUGCUUAUUUAUCAUAGGAUUUAAAUCAAUUACGCUAUAUGUUAUGUAUUUGAAGUCAAACAACUAGUCAACAUUAGAAAACAAUGCGAGGAGAAGCUAAGAAAACAAGGCGAGAAGUUGUCUGUAGAAAUUUAUUAUUUCGUUCAUGUGAUCUCAGCGCGCGCACAAUUAUUGAGCAUGCGUACUUAAGGUGAUGUUACAAGGACGAUUUUUAACGCAACACAACGUCGCAAUAUUGGAACAGUGUUACAACUGUUCGACACAAUGUCGCAACAAUGUUGCAACGCUGUGUUGUGCUAAUAAUCGUCGUUGCGAAUCGUCUCGUUUAACAUCACCUGUACGAAGCAAUGACGUGAGAGCCCUUGUUUUGUCGACUCUCAUUCUGAUAGCACAGUUAAGUUUCCCCGAUCAUGCAAAGGCAAAGACAAAUUUUAUAGUAAGGCAAACUUUUUGGUCUAGGGUCGUUGGAAGUUUUCGAACUUCACCUUCAAUUUUCUUGUUUUCUGCCUUUGCAAAUUGGCGCGAUCGACGUAAAUCGAACACGGGUUCGAAAAAUGCUUGGCGUAGUAGGGUUGUAUUUUUAAUUUGUUGUCCACAUUCAGCCACUUUUAGCACAGUGUGCAGAGAGACUAUUUGUGGCCUUCAUUGAGGUUAAAAUUUACGAUAGAUAGCAAGAAUCGUUUUUAUCUGUAGAAUCGAAUAUAAUACUGAACUUGACCGGUCAAACCGUUAGCGAUCGUGUUACAAACCAAUAAAAUUUAUAUCCAAUGGUCCGGAAAACCACUGAAGGUAAUGACUGCGGACAAAUAACAGCGAUAAUAAGGAGACAAGGGAUGAAACGUGUCUCUUUUUCUUUUCUAUCCAAGACAGUCUUAGAUUCUGGAUCCCAAGCCAUGGAUUCCAGAUUCCAGGUACUGGAUUCCGGUUUUUUUUUUUUUUCAGUGGAACUUCGAUUCUGGAUUCCAUCUUUAGCGGCAGGGGCGGAUCUAGGGGGGGGGUGCAGGGGGUGCGCACCCCCCCUGAGAUGACCUGCGGUUAUCUAAUACAACUGGUAUUCUGCCAAAAAAAAAACUAUGUGGUUUAUUGGUGUUCGAGUAGAGCAAGAGAUGAGUGCACCCCCUCCUAAACAAAAUCCUGGAUCCGCCCCUGAGCGGGAUUCCGGAUUCCUUGAGCUGUAUUUCAGAUUUCAAAGCCCAGUAUUUCAUAUUCCACAAACAAAACUUUCCCGGAAUGACCGUGUGAUCUGUCAAGUUCAUUUUCAAUUUUUCAGUCAACAAAGACGUACCCUUGGUUCAAGAGGUUUUUUUCUCGCAGCUGAAUGCUUCGGUUCUUCGGCCAACGAGCGAGCGAACUGACUUGGCCAAAACCGGAAGCUGCGCAUGAAAAGUCUCUGACAAAGGCGAUUUGCGCAAUCAACUGUAAAAUCCAACUGCUAUCAUGGUCACAUUCUCUGCGCCAAUGUGGUUGCAACCGGGUGUUAUCAUAUUUUUCCGCGUUCGGGGACGCCAGUCACGCAUUAUCGCGUGACCAGCCUUUGUAACUGCACGCAAUAAUCUACGCUACCAUGGCAAGUUCGUCGGUAAUUCAAAAGAGAGAAGGAGAAUGGACAUCAGCUAAAUACUGGGAUGUUCUGGGCUUAUACAUCCCAUGUUUUUUCACCAACGAUCCAGCAUUGUUAGCUGACUACAUUACUAAUUUUGAGACGCGACCAGAUGAUGUUUUCGUGGUUUCAUAUCCUAAGUCAGGUUUGUGCAGCUGAAUUCAUAGCGCGAAUCGCCUUUGUUCACUGUAUUAUUUUAGAGGUAAUGUAUAGGUCCUCCUCAGUCCUGCCACGAAAGUUUGAGCCGUUCUUAUAGUCUGUUAAAACCCAGAGUGUAAAAUCCGAUAAAAAAUAAAGGCAGAAUCACAUCUUUUAAGCAGUUGUCUCCUUCGCGGCCGCUCAGGCCAGAGUCACGCAAAGCAUGCGUCCAUGAAUGAUAUACAGUCAGUUUUUCCCAAUUUUGACUCUCAUUUUGGCUGUGUCUACACUACACCGGACCGGAUAGUUCUUGCAACGGCACGAAAAUCAUAUCUGAUAGGGCUCUUGCUCACACAUUCAUAAGAACGGUGAUUUCGAAGAAUCGAAGCCGGCAGGGGUAUCAAAUCUACAGCUUUUGCAGAUCGCAGAACGCUGAAUGCAGAAUGCAGAACGCCAAAUAACUCUGAAGUUUAUUGAUUAGGGUUAGGAAACUGAGUGGAUCAGGUUCCAUUUAGAAUCAUUACACCGGGAAAAUUGACCUGAAACUUGAUUCACUCAGUUUCCUAACCCCAAUCACCAAACUUCAGAGUCAUUUGGCGUUUAGUCUGCUACACAGCCGUUUUUAGUGUCGUCACGCAACGCUUCUCCCCACAAACAAGGUGGGGAGGGGCAUUGCGUGACGACUCUAAAAACUUCUGUGUAGCAGACUAUUUGGCGUUCUGCAUUCAGCGUUCUGCGAAAUACCCCUGCCGAAUCGAAGCUGCACCGCCGGAUCGUGACAUAUCGAUCACAGGGCUCCCAGACUCACAACAACCUCCUUGAAGCCAAUAAUACUGAAAGGAUGUGUAUGGUAAUUUAUCAUGAGUUCGAUAAAACGGUAAAAAUGCACAUAGACAGCCAUUAAAGUGUACAUUUUGUGGUUCAAUUUUUAUCUUUUGUUUCAAUUUAAUUUCAUGUGGGUUUUGGGUAUGGUAAUGUAUGAUAAUGAGUUUGAAACAAAGAAAUACGAAGUUUAAACCACGGAUAAAACUGAACCACAACAUACAUACCUCGCAGUAAGAUGUCUUUGUGUCGUUUCUUACUGUUUUCCUGCCCUGCAAACGCCAUUUUAGCAAGUUUCCCAGAAUUAAGGCCUGGUCUCUCACCUACGAAGAAGAAGAAGGUCUUGACCCUCCUCAAAACGUCAGCCCCCAAAAAUAUGACCCUCCUUUGAGAGACAAUUUUGCGAACUCAUCAUGUCAGUAUUAUAACAAACGCACCCAAAUUUGUGACCCUCCCACAGUGGAUCCAAAUCUUAAUCCUCUCCCUAAAUUUAUCGGUCCCUCCCUCUCCAGUAUUUAAUGACCACUUCCUAACAAGCCGGGAAGGUACAUUUUCACUCAGGGUCAGGCAAUAAAAUCCGAAACAAAGAGCGUACGAAGUCAGAAAAUUAAUAAAUACGUUGUAGAAGAUUUUAAUGGUGUUGAACCUGUAAGACUUUAUGUUCCUUAUGCACACUAGAUAUAGAAAAGCGUAUAUUGUAAAACUUAAGUGUUAUUAAAAUCAUAAACGUCUUCACAAUAGAACCCAUGAAAAUAAUAGCUUCAAACCCGAGAAAAGAAACACCUUUUGACCUAGUUUCUAGACCUUUUUUCUUUAGAAAUAGGGAGGAAGUCUGCCCAUUCAGUCUUUUGUUUUCUAUCGCCCGAUCCUUGACCCUUUUUGUAAGGUGCUGGAUAGACGAGAGAGGAGGGGUCAGUAGCAAAAAAAACACUCCUUGUUUGGGUGUCAAUGACGAAAGUACUAAUUGAGGACACUUUUUAUACGUUUUCUAUACACUAAUGGGGACGGGGCCGCCAUUUUACGUAGCCUGUUUCAGGCGUUUCGGUAGCAUGGGGACGGCGCAAAGGGAAGUUAGCUGGAAAAACAGCUGGGGUUCAUGUUUUUAAGUGUCAAUGUAUUUAGCACGAAAGUACUAAUUGAGGACACUUUUUUUACGUCGUCUUCUGGAGACGGGACCGCCAUUUUACGUAGCCUGUUCAGUUCUGGCGUUCCGGUAGUGGUUGCCUGCUAGCAAGCUCUCCAUUUAUUAGCUACUAAGCGACCGGCGAGAGAACGCGCGAGCGAGCUGCGAAACUUUCUUUCUCCGCCCCUCGCACUCACGUCUCCUUUCGCGUGUUCCUGUCGCGUGACCUCUCGCGACUCCCCUAAAUGGAGGGCUUGCUCGCUGGCUACGGUAGUGUAGCUUGCCUAGCAUGGCGGUUUUGUCGCUCCACAAUUUGUAAAGGAAAGCCUAUCUGAAACUAUCCAUAUUUAACAAUUAUUCCUCGAGCCCGAACGGACUGUGAGUCAAUAGCCCAUGAGGCCGAAGGCCGAAUAGGUUAUUGACUCAGAGGCCAUGAGGGCGAGGGGAAUAAUUUUUUUUAGUAAAAUCCAACUAGAUGGUCAAAAAUAUCGAGAAUAAAAAGCGUUUAGCUAGUUAAAGCUAGACUUUAAUCCUUUUUGCCGCCAAAAAGUCCGCGCUUUUCGCUGCUUAGUGGGCUAUAACAUAUAGCCUAGUAGUAGCUCAACCAAUCAGAACGCAGCAUUGAUAAUAGACCACUAGCUGGAUUUUAGUAAUAAUCGUUAAUUAUACAGUUCUUAAAAAUUGAAGGAUAAUAGCUUUGCUGACAAUAUCGGAUUAACUAACAGCUAUAUAAUUAGCAGAAAAAGCACUGUACUGAGCUAGACGUGUUGCGGUUAAAGCAUUUCAAUUAUUUGUACUUUGAUUACUCGCUUUAUGUUUAUCUAUAGGGACAACUUGGGUGCAGGAAAUUGUUUGGCAAAUCUACAACGAAGGAGCAAUCAGCAGCGAAAAGCAAAUAUAUCGAUUCCCAUUUCUAGAGAGUAGUGCCUGUAAUAGUAACAAGAACAUGCAAAUUGAUUUCAAAACACUGCCAAGUCCUCGCCUGAUAAAGUCCCACCUUACCUACAGCACUACUCCAAGAAGUGCAAAUAAAGAUGAUCAGUGUAAAUACAUUUACGUUGCUCGCAACCCUAAAGAUGUGGCAGUGUCAUAUUUUCAUUUCACGGAGCACUGGAAGAAGGAGGGCAAUGGUUACAAUGGACCAUGGGAAUUUUACAGCAAGUUAUUCAUAGCGGGAAAUGGUAGGUCUGUAUUUUUUAGGCAACAAAGAGUAUUUGUUUGAUUGACAGAUUAAGGGUACACCAGAACAGAGGAAAGAACAAAAACAAAAAGCAAACUCAGCCCACCUACAGGGUUGACGCCUGGCCAUACAUACUGGGGGGAGGCGAAUGCUCUUAGCACUUUGCCAUCAUGCUCUCUAAUGCACCUAUCGAUGUAAAGCUAGCAGGGGAAGGGGGGGGAUGCAGGGCAUAGGGUGGGGAUUUGACAUUAUUUAAAAGUUUGCGGUCAAAUUUCCUGCCCACGGGCAAAUUAUUUUAAUCAAAUGCACAAAAAUGUCCCCACCCUGCUUCACAUUGUUGCCUUUGACUUAAGCUAUUUUCUGGUUUCUUGAAAAAGCAAAAGCUGACAACUUUUAUUGACAAUUUUAAUGCGAAAGCAGUAUCAAAACAUUUUAAUCACGUAAAGCAUUGUAGUCAUUUCAAAACUUAAGUAUUAACCUUACACUGAGCCAGGCACUGAGCCGAAUCUAAACUAAAGAGUAGCCAACUAAUGGCCCUGUCCCAUGGAUAGGAUAUAAGAAUGUGAUAUUAGGUUCUUUUGUGAAUGCGGCACCAAGUAAUGUUUACUUUUAAAAGUCUUGAUUACUGACUAGGGGCACUUACUCACUGCAUUAUCUACAAACAAGUUCACGAAAAUUCAAAAUCGAAAAUCGUUACUCCCCUCUGCGCGUUUUCAACCUGAUGGAAUACUCCGUUUCAAAAGUAGAGCUUUGGUUUAGUUUGAUACCGCAAUAUCUUCAAAUCCCCACCCAAUGGCCUGCCUAUGCCCCCCCAACCCCGCCGCCUUGCCAUUCCCGCCGGCUUUACAUUGCUACGUGCAUAGUUGCCAGUUACUUUCUCUUACUUGCCAGUACGGAACUUAUAAUUAACGUUAGCGAAAGAAAUUAGUUGUAAGUGAGAUAAUCACAGCUUCCUGACAAAGAACGGUAUAUCAUUUACCACCUGCCAAAAAAAUUCAUUGAUGUUGCAUUUCAUUCGUGCAGUACUACUUUUUCAAUAGUGUCAUGUGUAGAUCGAGGGCAUUUCUGUAUAUACCAUGAUGACACUGACGCACCUGAUCUGUGCAGGUCGGCACCAAUCUCCCUCUUUCUAACAUACGUUAGGAUUUUGUUAGACUCUAUGACUUACGUACGGUGGCUCGUAGGGACAAAACACUUCCCAGAAUCCAAAACACGUCCCAGAAUCCAAAAACACUUACCAGAACCCAAAACACUUCCCAGAAUCCAAACACACUUCCAAGAAACCAAACACACAUCCUGCACACAUCCAAGAAUCCAAAAUACUUUUGCCUGAUUCUGGAACGUGUUUUUGAAUUCUGGUACGUGUUUUGGAGUCUGGGAAGUGUUUUGGAUUCUGGGACGUAUUUUUGAAUUCUUGCACGUGUUUUGGAUUCUGGGAAGCGUUUUGUCCCUAUAAGCCACGGUAGUUAUGAAUCUCUUGGGCCACUUUUUAUCAAAUUAAGGAAAUCGUCAUUUUGCACAUUAAAAAGCUUGCGCAGUGGGUGUUAGUGUUAAAGAUAUAGCGGGAAUGAUAUUUGUUAUCGGCAACAAGGUACAGUACUCCAGAGUGUGGAGUGCUUGCAUUGGACAUUUUCUUGUAGAUAAAAGAUAGUUGUCGACCACUAAUACAAUGUCUAGUCUAUGGAUGCCCUAAGAUAUCUACGCAAGAUAUUAUAUCAAUAUCUCCCUUUCAUUCAUGUUUUUGUGAUAUUUAAAACGAGAUUGCACGAUUCGAAGUACUUUGCUUAAAGUUUUUCGGUAUCUUUUAGGCGCGUCUUUUAAACCUUUCUUUUGUUGCGUGUAGAGGGUUGGAACCUUUGGAAUGACCAUGUUCUUGGUUGGUGGAAACACAGAGAUUAUCCCAAUGUCUUGUUUCUGAAAUAUGAAGAUUUGCACAAGGUAAUGUUGCAGUUUCCCUUACAAACAGCUGAACUAUGGCCUGUUACUGCCGGCGUAGACGUUCGUCCAGAAAGGCAUGCCAGAUAUAUAUUUUUUGUCUCAUACCCGUCACAUUUACGUACUAUUGCACCUUUUUCAGUUCUUUCAUGAAAGCUUAUAAAAAGAUAAUCCUUCUUUUAGCAUAACAAAAGCUUGAAUCUUUAAAUUUUAUUAAAGUCCAAUGGUGGACUGAGUCGUUUACGGAUUGUCUUCGGAUCUAAUCUAAAACACUCGUCCUAGGAUCUACCGUCCCACGUACGAAGGAUUGCAAAUUUUCUGAACAAGCCACUGUCAGAUGAACUCAUAAAUCGUAUUGCAGAGCAGUGUUCAUUCAAGGAAAUGAAGAGGAAUGAAAUCAGUUACAAGUCUGAAAGCGAGGAAAAGACUUCGCCCUAUCUACGAAAGGGCGUGGUCGGAAGUUGGAAGAGUUACUUCACUCCAGAGCUGAAUGAGACAUUUGAAAAGGAAGUGUUGGGAAAAAUAAAAGGAAGUGGAUUAGGGUUUGAUUAUGAGGUAUAAUUAAAAAAGGGCACUCCACCAAUAAUAGGAACAAUAAGAUUUCUUAUAUAUCAAAGAAUUUCCGGCAAAUCAAAUACGCUCUUAGAGUUUUCUUCCCGCAGUCAAACAACUACAGACUUAUACAACGUUUUGACUUUAGGUGCGCACGUACCAAAGCGACGUACUUAUAUAACCUUUAUUUUAAGAGGGUGACACCAAUUACUAUGAAAACUAUUCUCUCUAGUGGCCCUCUAAAAACAAAAUUGAUAAUAAUACAACAUGAUAAACCUAUUUACAAAUAGUAAUUAUAAUGAAAGAUCCGGUAAAAAUUCUAGUAUUCUCCCUAGUGCCCCUCCCUAGUGGCCCUCUAAAAAAAAUUGAAAAUAACAAAAUUACAACAAUCAUGAUAAAAAGCCUAUUUACAAAUAGUGAUUAUAAUUAAAGAUCUUAAAAAUUCUAGAGAUUUAAAAAAAAUUGAGAGAUGUUAAAAACGGAAGUGAAUACAUUGGUAAAAAAGGGAAUCCAAUCUACAAUGAUAUUAAAAAAGAAAGCACGGAUUUUUUAAAAAUCAGAAUAACUUUUUAACUUUAAAAUUGUCCACCGUAUAGUUGAGGCGGCGUUAUAAGUCGGUGUUGGCGUAACUCAAACAUACUCGUAAACUUUCAUUUUGGAAAGUGACCUAAGCCGCUAAUAAUGUUCAGUUGAUUUUCCAGUUGCUGCAAACUGUUUAUUAUCCACGUGUUCAAGAAUUGAGGGAAGAAUUCUGGAUAAUUUGAACCCCUCCAUAAAGAAGCCAUCUGACACUGGUUGGUGGCUUGUAACAAACGCGAAUUUACAUGUAUAUGAAAAAUUUAAUAAACUAUCAAACUAUCGUUUAAUACUAAGUUUGUAGUUGCGAACUCUUUCUAUGCCAUCCGGAGGCCCUUGAUAUCCUAGUGACUGUCAAAGAAAAGUUUCCUAUAAAGUGACACUUGAAAAAAGUUCAUUUUCUCGUUUUCAGUAUUAGUCUUACGAUAUAAUUUUGGACGGUCACGACGUUCCGGUAGGAAAACUCACAGGUCGCCGAUAUCUGUGAAUACUGUUUCUUUCUUUCUUACUUUCUUUCUUCUUUUCAGUGCAUGAGUUUGCCUUUUUGGGCUUUUUUCUUUCGAGAAGGAAAAAUAAUUCAGCGUAAUGUUUGCUUUAUUUGCCCAUCUUUUGAAGCCUCCCAAUGCAGUGAGAUUGCAACUGACCGAGCCCACAACGAGCCAUCAAUCAUCAAUCAAUUAUGGCCACUAAAGCCUGACGACUCCAUUUCUUGUUUGCAGUAAAAACAUUUGAAAGGAGUCGAAUUUAUUGUUCCUUUAGCCUCUUUCGACGCCUGCCAUGAGGCUCCACUUAAAAGUGAUCUGAAAAUGAUAACACUUUGAAGUCUGGUCGAUCUUGUAAAGGAGUUGCUUUAAAAUCAAGAAACUCGACUUUUCAAAGUGCGGACUCACGCAAGACAGUGCGGGGAGCAUCACGCUACAUAGCGUGACAGGUUCUAUUUCCGAGCAACUCGUUUGCAACUGUUUGCGAAGCUGCUCACUCACGCAACAAUCUAUCAUGGCAAGUUUUCCUGUGAUUCAAAUAACAGAAGGCGAAUGGACAUCACAAAAAUUCUGGGAUAUUUUGGGUGUGAAAGUGCCAGAGUUUUUCACCAAAGAUCCAGCUUUGCUAGCCGACUAUAUCUCCAAUUUUGAGACGCGACCAGAUGAUGUUUUCGUGGUUACAUAUCCGAAGUCAGGUUUGUUCAUCGUUAUCGUUUUUUUGUAUAGAUCAUGAACGGAUUUUUUGGAUAAUAUAAGGGUCUACUACCACGAAAGUUUAGGUUGUUUUAAUACACUUUGUUGGUUCAUGGGUCGAAAUUGGAGCUUUCUUCAUUCCCUCCCCCAAUUUUUUGUCGGCGCUCUGCGAAGACUGAAAUCCGAACUCCCCUUUUUAAAACCCCGCCAUCCUCAGGGGGCUGAGGAUAAAAAGUGAAAUGUCCCCUGAUUUUAGCCAUGGUCUUAACUUUUCACCCUGCAUUUUAUUUUAAAUUCUUCAGUUCCCUCGCCGCUGGUCCCUGCCCGCCCCCGCACAGGGUGAGGACAAAACAUGGACCAGGGGUCCAUGGACCACUUUCAUGGACCAGGUCCAUGGACCCCCUGUCAUGGACUAGGUCCAUGGACAGUUUUUUUUAUUUUUAUAAGAAGGUCUUGCACCAGGUCCAAGGACACUCAAAAACAGAAAUAGUGUCAAAAAAAGAUUUGACGAGAUGCUGUCGACCAAUUAUGCUCACAAUUGAUCACAAAUAUUUAGUUGUGCUCACAUGACGUACACUCUGCUUGCACAUGUGCAGUCGCAAGACUGUUAUUAAAAUUAAGCCAUUAAAUUCAAAAGUUAUCACCAAGAGAGGAAUUACGCACUCCAGUACAAAUUAGACUCGCAUCACCCUUAGAAAAACAAGCUGGAGUUAAGAAUUCAUCGCUUUUAGAGCAAUCAUGACUGAGUCACAUCGCAAUUCUCCAUAGUUGAUGUAGCUUCAGUUUAAGCUACAAUCCAUGCCACUUCUUCUUCUUCAAGAUCUGGAUCUGUAAAUCACUAUCCGUGAGAAUUUAUAAUCGUCCUGCUAAAAGUGCUAAGGAGCUGGGCCCAGCCUGACAAAACAUUGCAGGAAAAAGUGACAUUCAUGCACAAAAAGCAAGUGGCUUAAUUAGAAUUAUUCAGAUCCAGGAUGCACUUUGGAGAAAUUAAACAACCUAAAACCCUUUUAAUCAGCCACAAUGAACAGCUUUACAUUUUAAAAGAGGUAGAAAAUCAAUAUGUGUUUCACGACCUCUCAGUAUGAAAUAAGCGGCAAAAAUUCACAUUUGCUCAGUCAAAAGGUUUUCCUCCGAAGCAUAAUCUGCCCAUCAGAGAAAACAAUUCAUUGGAACAAGCAGCAUUUUGGCAUAAGGUACCGACCCCCUCCCCCUUUUUUUACACUAUAUAUCACAAUUAAACAUUACUGAUCAAUCGAGCAUUGUUUGUUGUUAUUGUUGUUUUUUAACCUUUUUUUUGCACUAUUUCUAUUUUUAUUCAUUUCUCAUUACUAACAAAAACUGUCCAUGGACCCGGUCCACGACAGGGGGUCCAUGGACCCGGUCCAUGAAAGUGGUCCAUGGACCCGGUCCAAAGUGGGGGCCAUGGACCCCUGGUCCAUGUUUUGUCCUCACCCCCCUGCACAACCUACUCAUAAAAUGGGGCGGCAAUGUAAACCAUAUGGGUUUCUGGAGGGUUACUACUUCAAAUUUAGCAUUAGGUAGAUAUCACCACAGCAUAUGAACGUUUCCCAUUUUUAUUGUGGACAGGAAUUCUGAUUAAUUAUUAAUCUUCAUUAUUUCAGGGACGACUUGGGUACAGGAAAUCGUCUGGCAAAUCUACAAUGAAGGAGCUGUCAGCAGUGUCAAACACGUAUUCCGAUUCCCAUUUUUUGAACCCACUGCCACUCACGAAAAACUGGCUGAGCUCAUUGAUCUUAAAACACUGCCAAGUCCUCGCCUGAUUAAGUCCCACCUUACCUACAGCACUACCCCGAGAAGUACAAAUAAAGAUGACCAGUGUAAAUACAUUUACGUUGCUCGCAACCCAAAGGAUACAGCAGUGUCGCUUUUCCAUUUCACUGAGCGAUUGUCUAAAGAGACAGGCAGUGGUUACAAUGGGCCAUGGGAAUUUUUUGCCAAGUUAUUCAUAGAGGGAAAUGGUAAGUUAAUUUUCCUAUGAUUUAGGAAAAGAAAUGUUAUCACUUUCAAGGAAGCAUAUGUACCCCUAGUCCCCUUCAUGCUCCUCCCGGAAGGAGCGUUGCGUGACGACCCUAAUAAUUGCUGCGAAGGAGACUGACGUACCCCCGCGUAUUAUUCAUCGUUCUGUUGUCACAGAAACAUUUGAAGAGUACAUGUUAUUGAAAUCAAAGCGCACAAAAUAAUCUAAUAUUAAGAAGAUUUCACAGGACUAGCAGCAUUGAUUAAUAAAAAACACACACACACUUUUAAAGCCAAGGUAUAUAUGUUGUAGUUAAUUUUUUAUCCUAUGUAAUUUUUAUUUUUCCUUUGUUUCAACUUCAUUAGCAUACAUUACCAUACCAAAAAACAAAAGAAAAACAAAAAUUACCUGGAAUAAAAAUUUAACUACAACAUAUACAUCUUGGAGCAGCUAUAGAAUAGUUUAGUGCAAGAAACCUGUCAUUAAAUAAAAAUGUUGAGCCAGCAACGGAUGUUACUAAACUAGGGGAGGGGAUUCAAUAAUUGAGUAAAGAGAAAUUACGAAAAUGAAAAAUGGGAAGAAUCUUUUCCCCAUCAGUAACCUCAUAACUCAAUCUCUGUUUUGUUACCAUUUUUCAUUUUUCCCAUUCCAUGCUUGUUUUCUUAGGACAUCCACUGCGUCUUGGCAAAAAGAUUGGUAUAAUAAUAAUAAUAAAUACUCUUUUAUACUGCAAAAAAUAGAUGACUGAGUAUAAAAAAACAGCUGGUAUAAACCUAUGUGAAGUAAUAAAAUACUUCCAGAUUAAAAAAACAACAACAAUUAUAUAUAGUACAGCAAAAAAAUAGCGCAAAGACUAAUAUUUACAAUAAAAAAGGUGUUAAAAAAAAUAAAAUGAAUUAAACUACAAUCUACAUUUAUGCUGUGUUUUGCCUUGUUCUUGCAAAUACUUUAUAAGUGUUUUCCACUUAAAAGAUCCUAAAGUAAGGUCAUCAGCCCGUAAUUCAUUGGGUAAGUUGUUUCAAUCCUUUGCUCCUGUGAAUUUAAAAGUAGACUGGCCUGUUACACUACUUAAAUUAUGUAAAUUAAGAAAGAAGGAAACCAUCAAAUAGGGGGCUGCUGCACUGGGGCUGGCCUUGACUAGACUUACAAAUAAGAAUUAUUUCUUUAAUCUUAUUUCAUCACAAGUUUGAGUUCUGAGAUCUUAUUAAAUUUUUAUUGCCAAUUGUAGUUAUCUAUGACUUUUGGAAUGAUCAUGUUCUUGACUGGUGGAAACAUAAAGAUGAUCCUAAUGUCUUGUUUCUCAAAUAUGAAGAUCUACACAAGGUAAUACUUAAAAUACUUUAAUGACAUUAUAAUAGUUCGAAUUUCCUGCACAAGUCUCUGGCAAAAUUAAUUCCAUUUAGUUACCCCAGAACUAGAGCUAUAGAUUUCAGUGUUGAUGUAUUACUAUGAACUGUUAUUAACAAAGUAAAUUUGGGGCACUGAAGACUUUUCGUUUAUUCAUUCAUUAAUUUAUUUUGCCAUUAACCACAUAAAAAUACAUAUACAAUACACAAGAAAUUUAUAGUAUAUUAAACAUGUUAGACACUAUUCUAAAAAAGUAUUUUACAAAAACGUUCAAAGUGGUAAUGACAAGGAAGCCUGUAAGAAGCCAGGGAGCUUAUGAACUGUAGGCUUCCUGACACUUUAGGGUUUGAAUGAGUAAUUCAAACUGAAUGGUACUGAAUGAAAAAUGGAUUAUUUAAAAAAGCAAAGAAAAGAAAAAGUACCUGUAUGUUGUUCCAAAAUUGUAAAAAGAGUAUAUUUGACCAAGAAAGAAAGAAUUUUUAAAGUCUUUUGCCAAACAAACCGAUACUUCCACUGUAUUGGCUUCCAACUACCGUGAUGAAAGGACAUUAAAAUCUAAAACUUACAGUACUAUUAUUCUUAGGAUCUACCAUCCCAUGUGCGAAUUAUUGCAAAAUUCCUGAACAAGCCACUGUCAGACGAACUCAUCAAUCGUAUCGCGGAGCAGUGUACGUUGGAAGGGAUGAAGAAAAAUGAGAUUAGUUACAAGUGGAGGGACGAAAAAGAGAGUUCGCCAUUGUUGCGGAAGGGCGUGGUGGGAGGAUGGAAGAGUUACUUCACUCCAGAGCUGAAUGAGAGAUUUGAAAAGGAAGUGAUGGCAAAACUGGAAGCAACUGGAUUAGAGUUUGAUUUUGAAAUAUAGAUCUAGAGGACAAUAAUAGUAAUUCAUUCUACUUGACUGUUUGAUUAUAUGUAAUCACAUGAGCCCAAGGGCAAAUAAACAUUAAUUUCACAAACAUUUUCAAAGUUACACAAAACUAACCUGAGUCACGAAGUGACGGGGGCAAUUUGGAAAACUUUGAACAUACAAGUGAAAGUAAUCCUUAACUGCACAAGGGCACAUUGCUAUUACAACUGAACCCCACUUUACCGACACCCGCUAUUAAGCAGGGUUCCUUUAAGUAUUCUAAGAUUUGGACACCUUGUUAUUAUGGAUAGUUUUCUAUGUCAUUGUCCAUAAGGAACGCUCUUACUUUUUCUCUAAAUUCAACCCACUUACACAAUUCAACCCUCUUAAUACAGACAAUUAUUGUUUCUUGCCCAAUCAACGCAUUCUCAUGGAAAGUCGACCUCCCUUAAAUGCGAUCC
Molecule: messenger RNA, 33251 nt
Organism: Porites lobata
Lineage: Eukaryota; Metazoa; Cnidaria; Anthozoa; Scleractinia; Poritidae
Source: the annotation of a GenBank genome assembly